AUGUCUGACACACCCGAGACAAAGGCUGACCCCACCACAGCCCCUCCUGAGGAACAGAAGGAAAACGCCCCAACCACCACAGAAGCCGCAACAGCCGAAUCGGGGUCUAAGAAAGGCGAGACUACAGAGAUGGCCCCUACUGAGCAGGCAGCAAAACCAGCUACGUCCGAUAGUGUGUUUUCGAUGUUUGGUGGUGGACCCAAGAAAGAGAAAAAGGAGGCCGAGGAGGAAGGAGAAGCAUCUGGCGCAUCAAAGAAAAAGGAGGGCGAGGAGGGUGACGUUGAAGCCGAACCUGAUGUUGAGUUCGAGCCCGUCAUCCGCCUGACUGAGAAAGUUGAAACCAAAACAAACGAAGAGCUGGAAGAACAGACUUUCAAGAUGCGCGCGAAGCUUUUUAAGUUCGAUCGCGAUACUAGAGAGUGGAAAGAGCGUGGAACUGGCGAUGUGCGAUUGUUGAAACAUAAGGAGAAUCAGAAGACUCGUCUUGUUAUGCGAAGAGACAAAACAUUGAAGGUGUGCGCAAAUCACUACAUUGUUCCUGAUAUGAAACUGUCGCCAAAUGUCGGUAGUGACCGGAGCUGGGUGUGGAAUGCUGCAGCGGAUGUUAGUGAGGGUGAACCAGAGGCGCAGACCCUGGCUAUUCGUUUUGCCAACAGUGAGAAUGCCAAUCUCUUCAAAGACGCCUUCGAAAAGGCUCAAGAGGAAAAUGAAAAAUUGUUCGGCCAGCAGUAA
Molecule: messenger RNA, 732 nt
Organism: Ophidiomyces ophidiicola
Lineage: Eukaryota; Fungi; Ascomycota; Eurotiomycetes; Onygenales; Onygenaceae
Gene: sbp1
Product: Ran GTPase binding protein Sbp1
Exons: 4
Coding region: 1-732 (243 amino acids)
Biological process (GO): nucleocytoplasmic transport
Cellular component (GO): cytoplasm; nuclear pore
Molecular function (GO): GTPase activator activity
Source: RefSeq, a predicted model, not a curated record